CAGACAAUCGCAUGUGUCAAGCUGGCCACGUUUAAAACCUCGGACCAACAACAGCAGUUGUCGCGACUACAAAAGCAUACGAUAUCCCAGAACCUACGUGCGCGUCUUCACAAUGAGCGGCCCCGUCCAUAUCGCAUCUGAUGGCGAGUGGGAUUCACUCCUGUCCGGCACCAGCGUGGUUGUCGCAGACUUUUACGCCGACUGGUGUGGCCCUUGCAAGAUGAUCGCGCCGCACUUUGAGCGCCUCGCCAAGGAGCACUCCUCACCGAAGAAGGUCGCCUUUGCCAAGGUGAACGUCGAUAACCAAGCCAAUAUUGCCCGCACGAACGGCAUCACGGCCAUGCCCACGUUCAAGAUAUUCCACAACGGCACAGCCAUCGAGACCAUUCGAGGCGCCAACCCGUCGGCCCUGACCGAAGCCGUCAACAAGGCCGUUUCGCUCAGCGGCAGCAGUGGCAAGAAAGCCGAGGCCGUGUUCAAGACCCCCGGCAGGACCCUUGGCGGCGAUGGGCCCGUUCAGGGCCAGGGCCGCCCUUGGAAUGUGUCUUCACUGCUGAAUAUUGUCAUCAUGCUCGUCGGACUGUACUUGACGUCUUUAUUUUCGGCACGUAAAAAGGAGGCCCAGAUUGACGCUUUCAAGGCUGCGGAACAGUCCAUGUUUAACCCGAACAAACAGCCAGCGCCGCAGCUGAAGCCAACAGCGGCCAAAGGGCCUGCGCCAGCAGGUAGCGCCCGGGGGCAGCAACAACAGCAAAAGCCAGCGUUUAGGACCCUAGCCGACUUACGAUGUUUUUCCAACUCUAGUAUUGCUUUUCAGGAAUCUCAUGAUGUAUCAAAGAGCCAAUCUCCAGAUGAUAUUGAAAAAGUAGUUCGAGAAGCAAAGCAGCGCUUUAGAGACACACUUCCAAAGGGCUAUCUCAAUGAAGAAGAGUAUGCACUUUAUGAACGGCUUUAUGGUCCACCACUUCGAGAGACUGCGCCAGAAGAUGUUGGCAUUCCAACUCACGCGGACAUGGGAGGCCAAUCCCCGCGUCCAACUGAUGAAGGGACAUUGCUGCGACAGUCUGAAGAGGGAGGUUUUGAGGAAGUGACUUACAGGAUCCCCCCGCGGCAGGGCGACGAGCCAGGGCUAUCGUCAGAAUCUGAACAGCUCGUAGAAUCCGACUCUGCGAUAGAAUCAGUUGAAGAGCCUUCAGAUUAUGUUGAUGCCGUUGCCAGAAAUCCAAGGGAGCGCGAAGCACUGCAAAGGCUCAUGCUAGAUUUUAAGACGGCGCAAAAGAAGCAGCUAGAAGAUGAAAUUGCAGCUGCGAGAGAAGAGGCCGAGGCCGAGCAGGAGGCAUAUGAAAUGGAGGAAGAAGAAGAGCUAUUCCCAGAGUCAGAAGAACCCCUUGCCGAUACAGAGUGGGAGAUGGGUUCCGGAGAGUCACGACGAUUCCACCCUUACACCUUGGACGGCAGAUUUCAUGGAAGCCCCGUCGAAAUCUCGCUACCUCAAAGCAGUCUCGUUACGCCCAUACGUGAUCUCUUGGAUAGGACUCAUUUAGGUCAUGUCAAGACGGCUGCCGAAGCAGCUUUUGGUGGACAAGGGUUGCCGACGUCUCCAUAUACGCCGGAAGGGAGAAAAAACGGGCAAAUGGGAGGGGUUGGCUUGCCUCCUGAUCAGCGACACAUGACGGAGAUUGAGGCAGACGCGUUUCUAGCCGGCUAUCUACCUCCUUCGUAUGCUUCUGUUGUGUCAGUUUUGCGGGAGGUACGGAAACGACUGGGCAGUGACUGGAUCAGGCAACGCCUCCAAAAAGACGAAUCUGCAGGGCUGAGUGUCUUAGACGCUGGUGCUGGCGGUGCUGGUUUAGUUGCUUGGGAGCAAGUCCUCCAGGCGGAGUGGGAUUUAUUGAGAGAACAGGGUGUGGUUAAAGGCUCACAACCUCCUGGGAGGAAAACCGUGAUUGCUGGAUCGGAUCGGCUGCGACAUAGGCUGAAGAGUUUCCUACACAACACUACGUUCUUGCCUCGAUUGCCAGAUUACGAACACUCUGGUGAGAUGCAAGGUGAGCGCCUGGAUGCUGGUGAUAAGCCACAGGCACGAAAAAGCUAUGAUCUCAUCAUUGCCUCGCAUCUAUUCCUCAAAGAGAAGCAGGAUCAUUACCGUCAGGCCGUUUUGAACAACCUCUGGACCCUCCUUAACAAGGACGGUGGUGUGCUUAUUGUAAUCGAAAAGGCGCAUCCCCGUGGAUUCGAAGCGGUCGCCCAUGUGAGAGAUACGCUUCUGAAACAGUUCCUUUUACCCCAAAAUGGCGAGCCCGGUAUUCCGACUGAAGAAUUGAACCCGGCAUAUCAUAAGGAACGGGAACCCGGUCACAUCAUCGCACCAUGCACAAAUCAUGGAACGUGUCCUAUGUACAAGGAAGUUGGGAAGAGCAAAGGCCGGAAAGAUUACUGCUACUUCAACCAACGGUUCACACGGCCUACAUUUUAUACAAAAAUGCUAGGCAAUAGCACAAACAACCAGGGCGACGUGGAGUUUAGCUACGUGGCGAUUCAACGUGGCCGCGCAAAGGCAGACCAGCUCCCAGGGUGGAAAUCGACCGAGCAGGCCUUUGCAGGCUAUGAAAAGUCCCCAAGUCGACCAGACAUGCAAACUCUACCUAGGAUGGUCCUACCACCGCUGAAGCGCAAAGGUCACGUCACGCUAGAUGUGUGCACGCCCGAAGGCAAGAUUGAGCGAUGGACAGUGCCGAAGAGCUUCAGCAAGCUCGCUUACCACGAUGCGAGAAAAUCGCACUGGGGGGACCUCUGGGCUCUAGGCGCCAAGACCAGGGUAUCUCGCAGCGUCCGAGUCGGCAGCGGGGUAGACGAUGGAGGCAAGCGGGCUGAAGGCGGCAAGAAGCCUCGCAAGGUUGAGAUUACAAUGGAUGGGGGCCGUCUGUCCGCGAACGAGAAGAAUGCGCGAAAGGAACGCAGGACCAAAGGCAAGCGAGAUCGACAAACUGAUUUGAUCAAGGAGAUUUUAGAAGCUGAGGAUAUUGAAGAGCUGGAGAUUGAGAGAGAGAUAGACGCGGAGGUGGCAGAGGAGCUUGAAUUGGCCAAGGAGGAGAAGCGCGGAGGGAGGCGAUGAAUGUAGAAGUGAGAAACUGUACUAUAUAUGACUUGGAGAACUGCAUGUAUAUUAAUGGUCUAGGGAGCUCUUUGGAGGGCUAUAUGAGAUAUCU
Trichoderma asperellum CBS 433.97 is the source of this 3209-nucleotide messenger RNA. The record is from RefSeq and is a predicted model, not a curated record. NCBI's taxonomy places the organism in Eukaryota, Fungi, Ascomycota, Sordariomycetes, Hypocreales, Hypocreaceae.